AGUCUGACAGAAUGUCUCAAACGGAUAAAAAGCGCGCGAGAGAUGAUAAAAUAGGAAAACUGAUGGGAGAAUAUCUUCUAAAAGGAUAUAAAAUGCUUGGUUCUACUUGUAAUGUUUGCGGAACGAUAUUGUUGAAAGACAGGCAACAGCAAGACUACUGUAUUGGCUGUAGUGAGCUUGACAACCACUUGCCUGUGACCCACACACACUUUACCUCACAAGUGCAACCAAUGCCCUCCUAUAUGGCACAACAAAUUGGUACCCAACAUGAAAGCCAAAAUGAUGAAAAUCCAGAGCAUAAUGACAACCACCCAGGAAGUGGAGGCAGCACCUCCCUUAAUGAAGAUCGCACCACACACUUGAUAUCUCAAACCAACCUUAAAACAGUGGAUGAGGCAAUGCUGAAGCUGGAAAGAAGGCUGCUGUGGGCAGCUAAUCAACUAGGCAUGGCAAGCUCAGUGGAAAUGGACAUAAAACUAUGUGAAUUAAUUUGUCAUUGUGGAAACGCUUUAAAAACAUUGAAGGAGUUAAAAUAAUAAAUUGUUCAUAAAAAUUUUGUUAGAACAAGUCCUUAUCUUUAUUAAACCUAUAUAACCAUCAUAUUUGUA
This is a messenger RNA of Dendronephthya gigantea, 608 nucleotides long. Its product is annotated as Sjoegren syndrome/scleroderma autoantigen 1 homolog. Lineage: Eukaryota; Metazoa; Cnidaria; Anthozoa; Malacalcyonacea; Nephtheidae. The record is from RefSeq and is a predicted model, not a curated record. Bases 12 to 536 code for a protein of 174 amino acids. The transcript is spliced from 3 exons.